AUGCGGCCAGCUCUCCAGAGGCUUCUGUCGAGGCCAUCUUCCCUAGAACUUCUACAAUGUUUACUAGGAAAUACAGCCUGCAUCACCCCGAAUCGACAACAGCCUCUGCGUUGCCAGCAAACCAAAAAGCCUGCCAGAAAUUAUACCAAUCUGGCUCUGGCGCCUCAAGAUCUCGAAGAACUUUGCGUGAAUUAUGAUCAUGGGCAUGGGCGGAAGAUACCAAAGGAGCCUUGCGCCCGUAAUGGCCUCCAAAAUGUCAAAACGGCGGCAAUGGAUCUAUACAAGCCGUGGAGCGAAAGGUUGUGGAGUGUUGAGCAGAUGGAUUUCGAGUCAAAUCUCUGCCAGGCGUCAGAUGCACCAAGAUUGCUGGAUUCUGACCCGCAUCGGGGUGAUAUGACGCUUUGGGCCUUCCUUCUCGAUUACCGGCACAGGAAAUACGGUGCAGAUGGGGUUACAAUGUUCUGGGAUACCAUUCGCACAAAAGGGAUCCGUAUACCGAUGACAGGCGUACUGGCUGACAAGAUGUGGUCAACCUUUCUUAGUCUUGGCUAUGAAAACCCCAUGGUUUUGGAACAGAUAUGGAAAUAUGCAGACAAUAUGGACGAUAUACAUGGACAACGCUGGUCAAAGCUUUAUUGUCGCAUCAUUCAACAGUUCCUUAUCAAUGGCCAUGGCGACGCAGCUAUCCGGUGGAAUGACAAAUUAGCUUUACAUCACUCCCCAGGGCCGAAAGGAUUCGGGGAAUUGUGUCGCCAAGUUACUCUCUGGAAAGGUGACAUGAAAGCCCUCAAAAAGAUAUAUGAGAAGAACAAGCAUCGCAAGGUGUAUUCAAAAGUUGUCCCAAUUUUAUGUGCCCAAGAGGACUAUAAAGCUGCUCUUCAAUGGCACUUCUUUUUCCUCCAAAACGGCGAUCUGCCUGCUACAAGCAAACUGGUUGAGCCAUUGGUCCAUUUUCUAGCCAUUUAUGAUCGUCGGAAUGCGGUUCGGGUUACGAAGAGCCUCGUCGAAGCAGGCGUGUCAUUUGCACCCUCUCUAUCUACGAAGCUUAAUGAUAACACCAAGAUUUCGCGAGAGAUGAUGAAUUUGGUUCACGGCAAAUUUUUCAACAUAUCCCCCAAAACUUAUAACGACCACUUAGGAGCUCGAUGGUUUGCAACAAGUUGGAUCUCAUUGGAUGUUGCUAUUAACGCCGUCCACGCUCUAGGAGUCCAAGAAAUUGGACCUUUGUCGCUUCAAGCUCUUGCUCUUCGUGAGCUAGAUACCAAAGGUGUGGUCCUGCGAAUCAACCAGCUCCGAGACCUUGGAAUAUCGCUAGGUGAAUCAUUGUUCUCUAGAUCGGUGGAGACGUUCGCGAGGGCCAGGCAAUAUGAAUAUCUAGAAGGUCUACUAAAAAGUGAUCAACAUCCUGAUGAGCUGGAAGAUUCGCGUUUGCAAGAGAGCCUUCUCGCAUCAUAUGCAGCAGCAAAAGACUGGGCGCAGUAUCGAAGGACUUUGGAAAUUCAAUCAAGUCGGAGCAGAUGCCCCGCUCUCGAGAAGGAGAACAUCAUUCUGCGAUCCCAUGCUGUGACAGGUGAUAUGAGAUCCGUACUCCAGACCUUAUCACAAAUGCAUCAAAAUGGCACAACCGUCAAGACAAAGUCCAUCGCUAGCAUUCUGAUGGGCAUCUUGCGACCACGAAACCGUGGUCGGCGGCCAACACUUGGCCAGACCAAGGGAUCUGAUUUAGGGUCAGCCAUCAUGAUCCUAAAGCAAAUUGCGACAUCUGGUAAUUAUGUUCCGGUGACGGCCUGGGGGGAGAUUCUUCGCAGACUCGGCAUGCUCGGCCAAUUGCGAGAACUAGAGAAUCUUUGCGUAUUUCUUGCAUCGUGGUAUGGGCCAUCCAAUGCUACUAGGACCAUUCGACAGCAAUCUCGCCGUUAUCGGGUCCCUACCCAGGUUCCGCCAUCUCAUCCGCUCCACCCUCUAAAGAUGCUUUUCUCAGGGGCAUUCCAAAAAGCCGUCAUCGAUUGGGGGUUUAUUCAUUCUCUGAAAAGAAAGCCUCAGCACUCUUUUACAGUAAUACCUUCCCCCGAUAUUAUUUGUCAUGAUCAACCUCCGAUCCCCAAUGUGACCUUUGGGAUUACGUUGUUGAGACGGUUGCAUGAUCAUGGAGUUCACGUCGAGCUCGGGGCUGUCAAAAAAGCAAUAUCCCUCCGCCUAGUCACCUACUAUGGCCCAGAUCGAUCUAAGAAGCGGUAUAACCAGCAAGCUAUUGAUUCUCUUGGGCUACGUGGUGGAAUCGAUCGUGAUCAAAGUCUGGGGCGAAUGGCGGCACAGAUUGACGAGGCAUUGGGUGCGCGAGUGUUCACAGGCGCAGAUCUUCCUGAGCUGAUUGCUUCUCGUGCAAAGGUUACACAACGCAGGCUACGUCGCCGAAAUCAAAGGCAGAUAGCAAGGGGCACAUUAGGAAGCCUUCCUAGCCCAACAAGCCCAAUGCCACCAGUUAGCUAUCGUAAUUGA
This is a messenger RNA of Venustampulla echinocandica, 2499 nucleotides long. RefSeq lists its product as uncharacterized. The record is from RefSeq and is a predicted model, not a curated record. The transcript has a single exon. Bases 1 to 2499 code for a protein of 832 amino acids. NCBI's taxonomy places the organism in Eukaryota, Fungi, Ascomycota, Leotiomycetes, Helotiales, Pleuroascaceae.